AUGGAAUCUACUUCGACAAUAAGCCCCGACGAUAUCUACUGGGUCAAUGUCUUGGGGGGGAUCAUGUUUCCAUCGUUCUCAGAAGCCUUUGGGCGUAAAAGGCUAUACAUCAUUAGCACUGGCCUGUACAGUGUCUUUUGUGUAGUUGUCGGUGUCUCGCCUUCUCUUACCGGCAUCGCAGUCGGCCGUUUUUUCUCGGGUUUUUUGUCGGCUAUUCCGACUAUUGUCGUGGCCGGCAGUAUUGAAGAUUUGUAUAAUUCAAAAGACCGCAUCUGGAUGAUCUUUUUAUGGGCUAUGGUUGCCAAUAUGGGCAUGUGUAUGGGGCCAAUUAUCAGCACAUAUAUCGCUGAGCAUUUGGGAUGGCAAUGGGUGUUUCAUGUUGCAGCAAUUGUAACUGGUGUGGUGUGCUUUCUUCUCAUCGGAAUUCGUGAGUCACGGCCCUCCUUAAUUCUCGUACGAGAAGUGGCCAAAGUGCGAAGUGAAACCGGCAUCGAUACACUCAAAGCAUUGAACCCCGAUCAUACACCGGACUUGAUGACUUUUAUACGCAUCGCACUCUUUCGUCCAAUUCAGCUCUUCUUUACGGAGCCAAUCAUUUUCUUGGUCUCUACUAUCAGUGCGAUCGCGUUCGCUAUGGUCUAUCUUUUCACAGAGGCCUUGCCUCCGGUCUACCAGUCUAUGGGGUUCUCUAAUGAAUCGUCUACUCUUCCAUUCCUGGCGAUAUGCAUUGGUUUGGUAUUGGGACUACUAACCCGCAUCAAUGAUCAUCGAAAAAUCGCAUACGCCGAGGAGCAAGGUAUCGUGCUAGAACCGGAGCAUAAACUCAUCGGCUUCUCAAUCGGAGCACCUUUGCUGGCUGGCGGGCUUUGGUGGUUUGCCUGGACUAUUCCUCCAUUGGUAGACCAUGUUCAUUGGAUCGUAUCGGCCAUAUCCUUGGUUUUUAUUGGGUACUCAUUGAAUGAGUUCGACACUGUCCUUGGCGGAUAUCUAGCAGACAGUUAUCUGAGUUUCUCUGCCAGUGGUUUUGCAACUCUUGCGCUCUUCCGCUCAUUGCUGUCAGCCGCCUUCCCACUGUUUGCUGCGGAUAUGUUCGAAGGACUUGGUGCAAAUGUAGCCUCGUCGAUUCUCGCGGGUCUAGCUACUUUGUUUUGUGUUGUCCCACCGCUGUUCACAAAAUAUGGCAAGCAAAUUCGAGCUCGCAGUAAGUUUGCUCGAUAUAGCCUAGAGGUUUAUCAUGAGAACAGUGUUGAGAAAAACGGACUUUGA
Molecule: messenger RNA, 1266 nt
Organism: Penicillium waksmanii
Lineage: Eukaryota; Fungi; Ascomycota; Eurotiomycetes; Eurotiales; Aspergillaceae
Exons: 3
Coding region: 1-1266 (421 amino acids)
Biological process (GO): transmembrane transport
Molecular function (GO): transmembrane transporter activity
Source: RefSeq, a predicted model, not a curated record